GUCUCCUUGUUUUUUCUUCCACAAACAAACUAUGGAGAGUUGUGCAUUAACACUCUCUAGCUCCACUCUAACAUCAACAACUUUAAACCAUAUCAACCAAAACAUCAAACCCAGAAUCAUACAAUGUGCUUCACCAAGCAGCAUCAACUACAAAACAACUUAUUCGGUUCCCUCUUUUCGCUCUUACUCAAUCUUUAAUAGUUCUUCAAUUUUGAAGAAGCGAAUUCACUAUGAUAUCGUGGUUGCCAGAGCUGCUGCUUCCGCUUCUGAAGCCUCUGGCGAGUCUUCAAAUGCGGCUGAAAUUGGCCGGACUUUGCAACUUGCAGCCAUGUUUGGAGUAUGGUACCUGUUGAAUAUCUACUUCAACAUCUUCAACAAGCAGGUACUCAAGGUUUUCCCGUACCCAACGACGCUUACAACGUUCCAGUUUGGGUGCGGUACUCUCAUGGUUUUAAUUAUGUGGACACUUAAACUUCAUCCAAGACCGAAGUUUCAUAAAUCACAGAUUGUACCCGUUUUAACGUUGGCAGUAGCACAUACAAUGGGCAAUCUCUUGACGAAUAUAAGUCUAGGAAAAGUUGCGGUUUCUUUCACUCACACUAUCAAAGCUAUGGAGCCUUUUUUCACUGUUCUUUUCUCUGUCCUACUACUUUCCGAGAGACCGUCAAUGUGGGUUGUUUCGUCUCUUGUACCUAUUGUGGGUGGUGUGGCAUUAGCGUCCUUCACCGAGGCUUCAUUUAACUGGAUUGGUUUCGCGAGUGCAAUGGCUUCGAACGUCACCAACCAGUCGCGUAAUGUGCUUAGCAAAAUAUUUAUGGUCAGGAAAGAGGAAGCUUUGGAUAAUAUCAAUCUCUUCUCGGUUAUGACGAUCAUCUCCUUUUUCUUUUUGAUCCCUUUUGCAUUCUUGUUAGAAGGAUUCAAGCUUACUCCUGAACACCUGCAGUUUGCUGCGAGUCAAGGUUUAAAUGUAAGAGAACUAUUAGUGCGAUUUGUCCUCACUGGUAUCUGCUUCCAUAGUUAUCAACAGGUUUCGUACAUGAUUCUAUCAAUGGUUUCACCGGUGACACAUGCUGUGGGGAACUGUGUGAAGCGAGUGGUGGUCAUCGUGUCAUCUGUUAUCUUCUUCCAGACACCAGUUUCUCCCGUCAAUUCACUUGGAACUGGUUUGGCCCUUGCUGGAGUCUUCUUGUAUUCGAGGGUGAAGCGGAUAAAGCCAAAUCCAAAGCCAAAGGCUGCUUGACUUGUGAUUCACUUUAGAUUAAUUGUGCAUAUAAUAGCAUUCAUGAUAUGGAAUUAUGGAUAACUAUAUGUAUGCUUUAAACAAUUUCUAUAGUGAGGUACUUAUAUAGUUAUAUGAUUAGUCUACUGCAUUUGUAAUUGUUUGACCAUUUUUUACUUUUGUAUAAACAUCCAAACAUAGACUCCCUAAUC
Molecule: messenger RNA, 1431 nt
Organism: Helianthus annuus (common sunflower)
Lineage: Eukaryota; Viridiplantae; Streptophyta; Magnoliopsida; Asterales; Asteraceae
Product: phosphoenolpyruvate/phosphate translocator 2, chloroplastic
Exons: 9
Coding region: 32-1240 (402 amino acids)
Biological process (GO): transmembrane transport
Cellular component (GO): Golgi apparatus; membrane
Molecular function (GO): antiporter activity
Source: RefSeq, a predicted model, not a curated record